Dinoponera quadriceps is the source of this 1628-nucleotide messenger RNA. Its product is annotated as MAD2L1-binding protein. The coding region runs from base 342 to 1124 and encodes 260 amino acids. NCBI's taxonomy places the organism in Eukaryota, Metazoa, Arthropoda, Insecta, Hymenoptera, Formicidae. The record is from RefSeq and is a predicted model, not a curated record. The transcript has 3 exons. Gene Ontology annotation, biological process: regulation of exit from mitosis. Gene Ontology annotation, cellular component: nucleus.
GAUUCGCUGUCCCAAUCAUCGUACUGCGUUCUAAUUGGUGGAUUUUUAAUAAUGACCCCGAGUCGGAUCAACAAAUCGUCAAUCGACAUAAUGGACACCUUUUUAAUUUGUCGGCCGGGGACUAACAUUGAGCAAACUGGAAUGAAUUUUCUGCCGGAUGAGAGUGCGUUCUACGGGCAAAAACUAUAAGAAUAGUAUUCUCUGCUGUGUCCGUCUCAUAGUCAUGUUAGUAAGACAGAAAGUAAAAUACCACUUAGCCACGGCCUUUGUCUCACAAGUCUACUUACGGUCCCCGUCGCGCCAGUGCUCCUUCCAGUUACAUCCGAGGUGAAAGAAGAAACAUGUUUUCCAAAAGCAAAAAAGUUGAGACGGAAAUUAAUGUGUUGUUGGACGAGCCGUUGACCGAUGAGUCGUGCACAAAAAUGGUAAUUGAACUUGUGAAAUACAUCCUUUACCAGAAGCAGCAAAUACCGAUCGCGUACGAUGCACUGGCUCAGUUCCAAACAAGUGUGAAGGCGACCGACAAAAACACAAUAGCCUUUAAAACUUUAACAAACACGUUAAAGAGCGUCUCGGACAAUCUAUUCUCACAAUUCUUUCUCGAGGGGUGCGAUGUAAAAGAAAUUGCUAUAUUAGUUGGUGCUACAGUGGUAUCGCCAAAAUUGUGCGUUAAGAUAGAGCUGCCGUCAUAUGUUCUCAACAGCAAGCAGCAUAAGGAAUAUCAACAUUCUUCGCGAAAACCGCUCGUAAAACUCAUGAGAUCUAUGCUGGAGUGUGACGAGUUCCAAGAAGCUAUGAAUAUACCUUUAAGUAUAACGAAUACCUUCAUUAUGCUGAAAAAAAGAGACAGUAAUCCAGUUUCGGAUUUUUUUGUACCUAAGUCACAAUAUGCACUACCUACGCAAACCAUAACUUUCAAUAUUAGACUGUGCCAGAACAACCAAGUGGAUAUACAGUGUACCUGCAGGACUCUUGUCAAAGUGUAUCAUGACUCAUACAAGAUUCAUACAACGAAAGACAAUGAUGAGGACAAUGUGCAAUAUAUUCAGCGCAGUAGUUCUCCAUCCUCAUAUCGAUGGUAUCAGUCGAAGCAAAUCAUAAAGGGAUUUAAAUAUCAUCUAUGACCAUGCACGCAAGUUUUUUACUACAAUUAUAGCUAAAAUAAUAUCUUGUUGUGCAGAACAAGGGCAGAUCAUUUUUCUACUUUAGGAUAUUAGCAGGAUCAAUAAAUUCAUUUCAAUCAGGGAUAACAGACAGUAUUAGAUAUUGGCAUAUUUAAUAGUGAACUUAUUAUUAUCAUGCAAUGACGUGUCGAGAUGACAAACACGAUCUGAUCACUAUAAGGUCAUGUGACAGAAAUUUCCACUUACAAUCUAAAAUAGCUGACCCAAUUUACAUCUUUGUACAUAACAUUUGUGAUAAGUCUUAUACCGACUAUUGCGUGUAUCGGCUUAUAUAGUCAGUAUUGCAAUACAAAAUUACAUAACAAUAGAAUAUUUUAUUGAUAACAUAUAUUCACUAUGAAAUUUAAGUAGAAUUGAAGUAAAAUUUAAGUGAAAAUUAAUGCUAAUUUAUAUAGGAAUGGAAUUAUGUAAAAUUGCAAUAAAUAUUUGAAUACAUGAUUAUAA